AUGUCUCUCGCGGUAGUGUUCCACACAGCAGUGAACUCUCCCGUGUUCACCGAUACCUCAUUCGGGAAGCGGUCAUUGUCAAUUUCGAGGCUGAGCUCUCUCCGGCUGGUUGCAAGGCCUACCGCCACUGCGAUAAAACUCCGACUUCGAGUUUCGGCGGAAGAAACGCGUUCUGGCGCCACAGAGGAGGGCAAUGACUCUGUGUCUCUGUCUUCGUCGUCGUUUUGGGGUCCUGUGAUGAAGGAGCAAUACGGUUCGUUAGGUGCGGUGACGUUGGAGAAGUCUAAGCCUGAUAUGUCGCAAAAGCAAACCGUCGUGUCUAGCCCUGAGAUAGACAUUGGAGGAGGCAGUGGGGGUAUUGGAAAGGAAAUCAAUCAUGGUGGUGGUGAUGGAGGAGAUGAUGGUGAUGAUGAUGAUGAUUACUUUGAUGACUUUGAUGAUGGCGAUGAGGAUGGUGAGGGUGGCUUGUUUAGAAGAAGGAUACUUCUUGAAGAGCUUUUUGACCGUAAAUUUGUAGAUGCAGUGUUAAGUGAGUGGUACAGGACAAUGAUGGAUUUGCCUCUUGGGCUUCGACAAGCUUAUGAAAUGGGGUUGGUUAGCUCAGCUCAAAUGGUAAGAUUCCUAGCAUUCAAUGCCAGGCCAACCACCAGUAGGUUUAUUUGCCGUGCACUUCCUUAUGGAAUUUCAAGGGCUUUCAUUGGCAGAUUGCUUGCAGAUCCUGCAUUCGUGUAUAGGCUUCUUCUAGAGGAGGCUGCUUCAAUAGGUUUCUCAGUGUGGUGGGAGUUUAAUAAUCGAAAGGAGAGGAUGAAGCAGGAGUGGGAUCUUGCGCUUAUCAACGUGCUCACAGUUGCAGCAUGCAAUGCAGUAGUUGUUUGGUCACUUGCUUCUUGUCGUUCGUAUGGGAACACAUUUCGUUUUGAAAUACAAAAUACAUUGCAGAAGCUUCCGAACAACAUAUUAGAAAACAGCUAUCCACUUAGGGAAUUUGACUUACAAAAGAGAAUUCAGUGCUUUUUAUUCAAGGCUGUUGAGUUGUGCAUUGUUGGAUUAAGUGCUGGUGCCGGGCAAGGUGCAUUAUCAAACACUUUGGCUAGGAAAAAGGAGGGAAGGUUAUCUGUGACUGUUCCAAGUGUAAGCAGUAAUGCCCUUGGUUAUGGUGCUUUCCUUGGAAUUUAUGCACACCUGAGAUAUCAACUGUUAUGUGGAUUUGAUAGAGUAAUGAUUAACCGUUUUGAUGUAAUUGGAGUUGCGUUGUUCUUCAGCACUUACUCCAGGGUCUUGAAUGUUCAAUUAGGAGAGGCCUCCAGGCGUGCUUGGCUGGGAGUUGAGGCAGAUCCGCUGGCUCAGUCAGAUAACAAAGUUUACAUCAGGCCUUCUAAGAAUGUAGAGAAACCAUCCUCAAACUGGUCUAUUUCAAAGAAUGCAGUUGUUUCUUGGCUUGAGAUUCUGGGUGUUAAACAAAGGAGGAUAGACACUGUCGCUGGAGCAGAAUCUUCAGCUCCUAAAGCUCGGAGAAGAAGGAUUGUUCGGAAGAAGGUUGCUGCAGGAUCGGCUUAG
Gastrolobium bilobum is the source of this 1557-nucleotide messenger RNA. RefSeq names its product protein RETICULATA-RELATED 1, chloroplastic-like. Gene Ontology annotation, cellular component: chloroplast inner membrane. The record is from RefSeq and is a predicted model, not a curated record. Lineage: Eukaryota; Viridiplantae; Streptophyta; Magnoliopsida; Fabales; Fabaceae. The coding region runs from base 1 to 1557 and encodes 518 amino acids. The transcript is spliced from 8 exons. Gene Ontology annotation, biological process: plant organ development.